Molecule: messenger RNA, 636 nt
Organism: Lycium ferocissimum
Lineage: Eukaryota; Viridiplantae; Streptophyta; Magnoliopsida; Solanales; Solanaceae
Exons: 1
Coding region: 1-636 (211 amino acids)
Source: RefSeq, a predicted model, not a curated record
AUGGCUCCUUAUGAGGCUCUUUAUGGGAGGCGUUGCAGAUCUCCAAUUAGGUGGUUUGAACCCACCAAAGUAGAAUUAUUGGGUCCUGAUUCAGUUCAUAAGGUGAUUGAAAAGGUAAAUCUUAUUAUGCAACGACUGAAGACCGCUCAGAGUAGACAAAAGUCUUAUAAGGACAUGAGGCGUAGGGAAUUGAAAUUUGCUGUUGGUGACAAGGUUUUCCUGAAAGUGUCACCUAUGAAGGGGGUAAUGCAUUUUGGCAGAAAGGGCAAGCUUAGUCCUCGCUAUAUUGGUCCUUGUGAGAUCAUUAGAAGAGUUGAGAAGGUAGCUUAUGAGUUGAGAAUACCGGCUAAGAUGUCCAUGGUUUAUCCUGUGGUUCACAUUUUGAUGUUAAGAUUGUAUAAACCUGAUCCUUCCCAUGUGUUGAACUAUGAAGAAUUUGAGAUUGAUGAAUCUUUGUCUUAUGAAGAAAAACCAGUUCAGAUUUUGGAUCGCCAAGUUAGAAGGUUGAGAACAAAGGAUGUUGCGUUGGUUAAAGUGUUAUGGCAAAAUCAUAAUACUGAGGAAGCUACUCGGGAAACGGAAGGGGACAUGAAGAAGAGAUAUCCUCACUUGUUCCCUAUUUCAGGUAUGAGUUAA